This is a messenger RNA of Orycteropus afer afer, 306 nucleotides long. It is a transcript of the gene S100A3, whose product is annotated as S100 calcium binding protein A3. Gene Ontology annotation, molecular function: transition metal ion binding. The coding region runs from base 1 to 306 and encodes 101 amino acids. Gene Ontology annotation, cellular component: cytoplasm. The record is from RefSeq and is a predicted model, not a curated record. Lineage: Eukaryota; Metazoa; Chordata; Mammalia; Tubulidentata; Orycteropodidae. The transcript is spliced from 2 exons.
AUGGCUAGACCCCUGGAGCAGGCAGUGGCUGUCAUCGUGUGUACCUUCCAGGAGUAUGCGGGACGCUGCGGGGACAAGUACAAGCUCUGUCAGUCAGAGCUGAAAGAGCUGCUACAGAAGGAGAUGUCCAACUGGACCCCGACUGAGUUUCGGGAGUGUGACUACAAUAAAUUCAUGACUGUUCUGGACACCAACAAGGAUUGUGAGGUGGACUUUGCAGAAUUCGUGCGCUCUCUUGCCUGCCUCUGCCUCUACUGCCACGAGUACUUCAAGGAUUGUCCCCUAGAGUCUCCCUGCUCCCAGUAG